Delphinapterus leucas (beluga whale) is the source of this 4934-nucleotide messenger RNA. RefSeq names its product maestro heat like repeat family member 6 (gene MROH6). The record is from RefSeq and is a predicted model, not a curated record. Lineage: Eukaryota; Metazoa; Chordata; Mammalia; Artiodactyla; Monodontidae. Gene Ontology annotation, cellular component: cytoplasm.
AUGUGUCAUUUCUUCACCCAGCCUGCCACUCACUGGACCCCCAGGGCUUCCCAGGGUGGGCUGGAGUCAGGAAUCAGCAUGAGGGUUCAUCCUCCCAGGGAAGACCCCAGCCCAGCCAGGGCAGGUAGGCAGCCCCGUGCUGAGACCUGAGGUUGGCUAAGGCCGGUGGGGUGGGGGUCGGUAUCUGAGGCCUGGGGAGCUGGACUGUAGGAGCAGAUCCGGGGCAGGACAGGGUAGGGCUGUGGGGAAAGGGAGGGGGCUUUGGUGCCCAACUAGGAGCUGGGGGGGUUGGUUACUGGAAGACCUCUCCAUGCUAGAGACUCGAGGCGGGCUGGGGAUGAAGUGCCAGAUGGAGGGGCUCCGGGAUUCCCCCCGGGCGGGGGCAGGCUCGGUGGGACACCUCAAGCUUCCCCAGCCAAGGAGAGGCCUGGGUGUCCCCUGCCACUGCUGCUGCCAGCUCUGUGGGACCCUGUACCCCUGGGCUCCACCCAUCUGGCUCCCUGUCGGCCCUGGCAUCUGUCACGGCACGGACUAGGCCUGGGCCUUGGGGACCCAGCUCCCGCCCCUGCAGUCCUGGGAAAGGAGAGGAGGGCUCGGGGCCUGCCUGCACUAGAGCUGGUGAAGGUGAGGGAGCAGGGACUGGCUCAGCUCUGGGCACCUGGCCAGGGUCCUGGGCUGGCCCUGCCUCUGUGUGAGCAGGCUCGUCAGGUCUCCACCGGCUUUGGCUCCGGAGGAGCCACUCAGGAGAGAGGUUUGAGGCCCUGCAGGAUAGAGGGCGGGGCCUGGGCUUCUCCCACCUGGGUGAGGGACACAAGCAGGCCAGGACGAGGGGGAAUGCCGACUGUCCAGGGUGCUUCCCGGAGCACUUCUGCCUGCCCAGGUAUUUGGCCAGACCAGCUCUUCUGGCUCCCCUGGACCAGGCUGGGCAGUGGCCGCUGCGCUGCUGGGUGAGGGUGACAGCGGGGAUUUGGGGCAGAGGCCCGGUCAGGCCAGCCCUGGGGAGCAGGAGGCUUGGAGAGAGACACAGACUCCGCCCGCCGCCGCCACACACACAUCAGGACACGCACCAGGCCCCAGGUACCCACAGGUCACCACUUCUGAGCUUUGCACUUCCUCAGUGCCAGGACCCAGACACUCCCCCACACACCGUGAUCCAUCCAGUGACGUCAGUCACCUGCAAGGGCACCUGGGAGGCACAGGGCAGCUCCUCUUGCUUCCGGCUCCCCCCCAGGGCUGCUCCGAAUCAUCCCCAUGCCCGGGAUGUCCGGCCGGGUCAGGAUGCAGAGAGGAGAGCCCAGCCCCCGGCCGCAAGCGCAGCCUGGCCCUGACUGCUUCUUUAGGGCUGAAUCAGGCGAGGCCUCAGCUCAGGGCUGGGCCCAGACUUCUAAAACCUGCUGGGGCCUCCUCAGAGCUGUCUACACCUGCCCAGGAUUCCCUGCCCAGACGGGUCGGAAGUCAGGGUCAGGGACCCUUCCCCCCCUCCCCUUGCAGAUCCACUGUCUCCCAGGGACCUUGCCCUUUUCCCAGGUCCUGGUGGGCAGAGCCUAGGCUGGCCACUCACCAACAACAGUCUGGGCGGGAAGACCCUUCAAAAGCCCCCGCGGGCACCACACCUGGGGACACCCCCGUGUGGCUCCCCGACCUCCCGCCCCCACAGAGCAUGCACACGCACAUGCACCCACACGCUGCCACGCCUGUCCCUGGGCCCGCCUGCCUGGGGCCUGCUUCUAGGUCAGGCCUGGGCACGGCUUCUGGGAGGACCAGUGCCAGGUGCUGCAGGCUGAGCCCGGCUGAGCAGCUCAGUGUGUGCGGCGGCCAUGGCUGGGGGCGCGUGGGACUGGGCCCAGGGGGCUCCCGUGGGAGCCCUAACCCUGACGGCUCUGGCUGAAGGGAUCCGGGCCAGCCAGGGGCAGCCCCCGGGACCCCCUUCCACCGGCCCUCAGCCCGAACCUGAGCUUGAACGCGGGGUAGAGCCUGGGCAGGCAGCCGCCAUUUCCCCAGCUGGCAGUGAACCCUUCUCCCAGCCUCCUGCCCAGGAGCCAGCCCCUGAGGGACCCGGUCUUCGUCUGACUCCCCAGAGUUCCUUGGAAGAGGGGGCCCUCGCAGACCUGGCGUCGUACACGGCUGCCUGUCUGGACGAGGCUGGCUUUGCGGGAACGCGGGUGACAGCACUCACCCUGUCCUCAGCCCUGGAGGCCCGGGGGGAGCGGCUGGAGGACCAGGUGCGCGGCCUUGUGCGAGGGCUGCUGGCACAGGUGCCCAGCCUGGCGGAGUGGAGGCCCCAGCGGGCGGCCCUGCAGGUGCUGAGCGCACUGGCCCUGGAGCACCCUCGGGGCGUGGUGUGUCCACUGCUGCCGCACUCACUGCCCCCGGCCCGGGCGGCAGCCGGGCUUUGGCGUGGCCUGAGCCAGAACCAGCGCGUGAAUGGGCAGGUGCUGGUGCAGCUGCUCUGGGUGCUAAAGGGCUCAGCCAGAUUCCAGCUGGAGGCACUGGCGGCCACUCGUGCCCUCGGGGAGAUGCUGGCUGUGUCCGGCUGCGUGGGUGCCACAUGGGGCUUCUACCCGCAUCUUCUCCUUGUGCUGGUCACACAGCUACAUGAGCUGGCCCGGGACCCAUGCCCCACUGACAUCCCCAAGGUUUGGGCCCCAUCCCACCAAGGGCUACCGUACAGCCACGCCAGCUGCACAGGAGAGGCCUUGAAGGCCCUGUUCACUGGGGAUGCCUGCUGCAUGGUGGUCACGUGCAUGGAGCAGGCUGGAGGCUGGAGAAGACUGGUGGGAGCCCACACCCACCUGGAGGGUGUCCUGCUGCUGGCCAGUGCCAUGGUGGCGCACGCCGACCACCACCUGCGAGGCCUGUUCGCGGACUUGCUGCCCCAGCUGCGCAGCGCGGAAGACGCACAGCGCCUCACGGCUAUGGCCUUCUUCACCGGACUGUUGCAGAGCCGGCCCACCACACGGCUUCUGCGGGAGGAGGUCAUCCUGGAGCGGCUCUGCGCUUGGCAGGGCGAUCCCGAGCCCACCGUGCACUGGCUGGGCCUGCUGGGCCUCGGCCACCUGGCACGAAGGAAGGUGCGUCACGUGAGCACGCUGCUGCCCGCGCUCCUGGGCGCCCUGGGCGAGGGUGACGCGCGGCUCGUGGGCGCCGCACUGGGGACGCUGCGGAGGGUCCUGAUGCGGCCGCGGGCGCCGGUGCGGCUCGUGGGCGCGGAGCUGGGACCGCUCCUCCCACCGCUUCUGGAAGACGCCCGGGACUCGGUCCGCGCCUCGGCGGUCGGGCUCCUCGGGACGCUGGUGCGGCGCGGCCGGGGAGGGCUCCGGGUGGGGCUCCGGGUGGGGCUCGGCGGCCCCCUGCGGAAGCAGGUGCUGCAUCUCGUGCCGCUGCUGUUGCGACUGUAUGACCCCAGCCGGGACACCAAUGAGAGCUCAGAGUGGACCCUGACCCUCUGUGACCAGGCCCUGCGCUGGGUCCUACUGGAGGAGAUGGUCACCGUGGCCCACUGCAACAGCCCUGAGGCCCUAAGCCGCAUCUGCCACCGCCUGGUUCAGUGGUACCCAAGUCACAUGCCCCGCUUCCUGAGCCAGACCCAGGGCUACCUGCGGAGCCCACAGGACUCCCUGCGCUGGGCAGCUGUUGUGCUCAUGGGCUUCCUGGUCCAUCACUCAAGCCCGAGCCGCAUCAACCAGGACCUGCUAGACAAUCUGUUCCAGGACCUGGGGCAGCUGCAGAGUGACCCUGCGCCCACUGUGGUGGCAGCGGCACAAGCGUCCACCCAGCAGGUGGUGCUGCUGGCUCAGGCACAGCACCCUCCCUGCCUGGGCCGGUGCCACUCCCACCCUGCCCGGCCCCCACCAGUCUACAGAGACAGCCCGUUCCAGCACCACCGGAGCCCUGCUGGCCCCUGGGGCUGCUUAGGACCAGGCUGAGCCCGACUGGCCCGCCUUCCGGGUGGGAGCCAGGGUGCUGUCUGGCACCCCACCGCUCUGUGGCCAGUCUUGGCAGGGGCAGAUCUGCAGAAGAGGCCCCCCCUUGAGGGGCACCCUGGGCUCGGUGCUGGGCACCAAUGCCUGCCCCCCGGAGCCAUGCAAGGCCUGUUGCCCACAAAGACCCCUCUCCGGGAGCUCACCCCCCGAGACAGCCCUACGACCUAGACGGGGCACGCACCUUCUGACGGAGCACCAUUUCACCCUCAGCCUCUUGCCUCGUACACCCCUGGGUCCAUCUGUCCCCCCUCAGCCCCCUGCCUGGAUGACACCUGACCUCCCGGGCCGAGGCCUGGUGGGGGCCACUGUGAAGCUGGCACAGCCCUGGGAGCCGGCGCCGUGAUAGGCCGCCCUCUGCCUGGGCCCUCCCGGCCACCCCAGCAGCCCAUCACCCCUCGUCACAUGCUCCACUCCUGGCUGGCCAUGUCCUGGCCUGAGGUUCUGAGGUUCCUGGCCAAGAAGCACUGAUCUGUCCUCCUGUCCACACCCGCUGCCCCACAGCCUGGCCCCGUUCCUGCCCCUCCCCCGCACUUACCGUGUCAGACCCCACCUGGGCCUUCUCCGGAAGCUGUCCCCGACCUCCCCACUGGACAGCACGGGCCUGAGAUGACACCUGCGGGCUCAGGUGUGGGCUGCCAGCAUUCGCACCCCACUAGACUGAGCUGUCGCGCCAGCACCCCAGCACCCUGCUCAGGGGUGAAUGGAGGCGUGACUGGACGUGUGGGGAAGAGGCCCCUCAGGACGGCUCCGAGGCCAUGACCCAAUCCAUCCAAACCCUGGAUGGGCAGCUUCCUCCACCUGGAGUGCCCACCUUGAGGUGUCCUCUUGCCCUUUCAGGGCCCCCCCAAUGCUGCCUCCUCCUCAGAGGAGGCCUCAACUCACACAGCCUCUUGGAGGCUGGGGUCCUGCCCAUCCCUGUGGAAAGCGUUUAAAAUAAACACACAGAUCCUA